This is a messenger RNA of Drosophila miranda, 748 nucleotides long. RefSeq lists its product as uncharacterized. Bases 165 to 377 code for a protein of 70 amino acids. The transcript has a single exon. The record is from RefSeq and is a predicted model, not a curated record. NCBI's taxonomy places the organism in Eukaryota, Metazoa, Arthropoda, Insecta, Diptera, Drosophilidae.
ACAGAAACGAAUCGUGCGCGCCAAUGAAUUAAACAAAGCGGAGAGAGCCAGUACAACCCGUCAAACCCAACCAAAAAACAAAUAUAUAGAGUUCACUCUAUAUACCAACUGUGAUAGCUGCCACAAGGAACAACGCCAUCAACUCCAUUAAUCCAUCGGCCAGAAUGUCUGCGUCCAAUAAAUUGCCUCAUCUGGUCAGUUCCACUUCUCGCUACAUUGCCGGACGGAAUGCCAUGCAAACGGUGUACUGGAGGGCCUCUGCUGGACCCAAUCCCCGCAUGGUGAAGACCCACAAGAACUUCGAGUUCGACCGCAAGCAGCUGGCCCCGAAAAGUGUAAGGAUGCAGAACCACAAUCACAGCUUCAUCAGCAAGUAGAGGGAGCUCUCAGUUCCGGCCCUGACAUGUUCCUAAUGUGUGGACAGACGACACACACUUCAAAAUAUUCAUAGAAUUUUAUUUUUUUCAUUAUUGUUCAUUGUGCACUUAAUGUAUUUAUUGUGUGUAGUAUUGUAAAGCGAUAAACGCAAUCGUGAGUGUAGUACUCGUAAUUGUAAACUAAGCCGAGCCGGCACGUAGCGUCUCUGGAAGUAGAGCAAAGCCCAGAAUCGCAGUGCGACGUCUCCACCAGAGGCUGGCGGCGCCGCGUGGCUACGACUAUUCAUGUACCUUGGCAUUACAAAAAUAACAAAGAUUAAAUAAAAUGCAUUAUAGCUUGUAGAUAAUAAAACCCCCCACCCCUCACCCCA